Penicillium salamii is the source of this 1317-nucleotide messenger RNA. The record is from the annotation of a GenBank genome assembly. Lineage: Eukaryota; Fungi; Ascomycota; Eurotiomycetes; Eurotiales; Aspergillaceae.
AUGAAGCUCUCUGCAUACAUUGCGGCAGUGGCCGCGGUUGCUGGUGUCAAGGCUUCUCCGCACCCCGCAUAUCAACAGCAAAACCAGCAGUCCCUUGGUUCGACAACCUCACCUUCGGUAGCUACCUACAGCCAGGACCAAUUGGAAGAUAUCAUCAAUGACUCCCCCCUUCUGUCAUUGCACCGCGAUCUGGUCGAGAUUGAGUCUAUCUCUGGUAAUGAGCACGAGGUCGGCCUCUUCGUUGCACAAUUUCUAGAAAGCCAGAACUUCACUGUGGUCAAACAGGAAGUGCCUCCAGUUAAGGGCCAGGAGAACACCGAGCCCCGCUACAAUAUCUAUGCUGUUCCCAAGUCCUCAGUUCAGCCUCCUUCCACAAUCCUCACCAGCCACAUAGAUACUGUCCCACCUUUCAUCCCAUACUCAGUGCGUCAGCCACAGGACGCAAGCUCCGACCCAGAGGACCUAAUCAUCGCGGGCCGUGGCUCUGUCGAUGCUAAGGGCAGUGUCGCAGCUCAAAUUUUCGCAGCCCUCGAAACACUUGAGGAAAACCCAGGCGCAAACCUAGGCCUCUUGUUCGUCGUCGGCGAGGAAAUCGGCGGAGAUGGCAUGCACGUCUUUGCUGACUCAAAACUCAACCAGAAGGAUGCUUUCAAGACUCUCAUCUUCGGCGAACCCACCGAAGCCGCCCUCGUCUCUGGCCACAAAGGCAUGCUCGGCUUCCAGGUCCUUGCCCACGGUAGUGCUGCCCACUCCGGCUACCCCUGGCUAGGAAAGAGUGCCGUGUCGGCAAUUCUCCCAGCCCUGUCGCGCGUCGACGUCCUAGGCAACAUCCCCGCCGAAGAGGGCGGUCUUCCUGCAUCCCCGAAGUACGGACCUACGACGCUAAACAUCGGCAAGAUUCGUGCUGGUGUUGCCACCAACGUUGUGCCUUCAGAGGCCAUGGCCGAUGUUGCUGUCCGACUUGCGGAGGGAACUCCCGAGGAGGCACGCAAGAUUAUCCUUCGUGCCGUUAAAGACGCCACGAAGGAUUUCGAGGCGGAAGUGGUUGUUGAUUUCAAGUCGCACGAUGAGUCUUACCCGCCGCAGGAUCUUGAUGUUGAUGUUGAGGGCUUCGAAGUUGCUACCGUCAACUAUGGCACUGAUGUGCCUAACCUGGCUGUUGCGACCGGUGUGAAGCGGUACCUAUAUGGUCCUGGUAGCAUCUUUGUUGCCCAUGGUGACAAUGAGGCUCUGAGCGUGCGCCAGAUCACUGAGGCCGUCGACGGCUACAAGAAGUUGAUACAGGCUGCUGUUGAUAGAGAGAGCAAGGGUGUAUAA